Molecule: messenger RNA, 843 nt
Organism: Juglans regia (Persian walnut)
Lineage: Eukaryota; Viridiplantae; Streptophyta; Magnoliopsida; Fagales; Juglandaceae
Product: B3 domain-containing protein At2g33720-like
Exons: 1
Coding region: 1-843 (280 amino acids)
Molecular function (GO): DNA binding
Source: RefSeq, a predicted model, not a curated record
AUGAACUCGGAACACGUUCUUGAUCAUAUGGAGGAUGCAGUUUGCACGGAAUCGACAGUUUCUUUUGGGUUUCAAAGCAAAGCAGCUUCAAUGGAAUCAAAGCUCUCUUGCGGGAUUGACCCGGAGGCCGUUUCAACAGAGUUAACGCUCUCUUGUGGCCCGGUUCAGAUCGAGUCCAAGAAAUGCAAAGCACCCGAAGCUAGAAACUCUCUUCAUCACGUCUCCUUUGUCAGGAUCCACGAGCUGCUAUUUACUGAUCCCAGGAAGACUAGCGAAACCGUAAUGAUAAACUCUGAAGUUAAUCCAAAGGAAGAUAGCCCAGUCUCUGACAAUUCUGAGGUUACAGUGACCUCCAUUAAUAAUGCCGUGACUGCAAGGACGGGAUCAGUACGCCUCGAGAAAGAUCUACAUGCAGAGAGGAGUACGCCGACUGCCAUGGAGGCCAAUCCUUGGAAAAUAAAAAAGACACUGACGGAGAGUGAUCUUGGUAAUUUGAGCCGGCUCUUGCUGAAAACAACUUGGGUAAGGGAUCAUGUUUUGCCAUUCUUGGAUAGUGAUAUCAUUAGAUCAGAAGUUGAGAGUGAUAAGGGCAUGCGCGUUAAAGUUUGGGAUCAAGAUUCUCAGUCAGCACAUAAGUUGGUUCUCAAGAAGUGGAAAACCUGUAAGAGCUAUGUUUUGAUCAAUGGGUGGCACAAAGAUUUUGUGAACAGGAGGAACUUGAAGAAAGGGGAUGUCAUUGGCCUUUACUGGGAUCCCUUUGAUUCGAUAUUCCAUUUUAGUGUUCUACAAAGCUGGGCUGAUCUGGUUGCUGAUCAUCAUCAUCAUCAUCAGCCAAAUCUCUAA